UCUUUUCUCUCUCGCCUUUUAAGAAGCCGGUUAUUAUUUUUUCCUCUGAUGAAGAACGGGGAGGAGAAAGAACACGGAGGCGAGCUUUGGAAAUUUGUGCUUUAAAGUCAGAUGAGCAGGAAAGGGGGUCUGGAAAAGUGCAUGACUUCCCCCCUUUCCCUCGCAGCGACGAACCUCCAAAGGGCAACGCAGUCUACCUGUUUUUUCCUCUCGCUUUCUGCUCUUUUCAAGUUGGAGGGAAGGAGGCGAACAUGCUGGACAGCAUCCACGCGGCCAUCCUAGAGGGUGGCAGGAAAGUGUUUCUAACCCUUCCUAAACUCACUUCGGAGGAGAUCCUUAGCAUUUGGGCCGCGGUUUCUGAAUUUGUGGGAAAGCAGCUCUCCAUGAAUAAGGGGGUCUUGAUACCAGGACUGGGGACCUUCUCCUUUCUGAGGCAGAAGCUUCAACUUGGCAAUAACAAGCAUACCCUCCUGCAACGGCCUGUCUUCCUUCUGUCGGAGAAACUGGCACAGAUUCAUGGGCUGAAAUUUAACAAAAUACACACUCCGGGUGAUAUCCCAAUUGUUCACUUGAAUUUCAUCGUGUUAUCUCUGGAGGGUCCCUUUAACAGAGAUGUUGUGGAGGGUUGUGUCCGAGAGACGCUCCUCUCUUUCUCCCGGUCUAUAGCCACCAAGCAGGCCGUCGAGUUCACCUUUAAAGGAAUCGGUGUUCUGGUGAUCCGGGACAAUAAAGUGAAAAUGAAGUUUUAUAAAGACUUCCUACAGGCCAUGGAUGGGAGUGGAAACCUGCUGAAAGCUCUUUCAAAUAGGCCUGGGACUGGGGACUCAGUGUUAUCAGCCAGAGAAAGCACCACUCCACCUUCACGCUCCGGUAACGUCGUCGUGUUCCCAAGGAUCGAAACGAAGGACAUGGAAACGAUUGCAGAGGAAGAGGAAAAGCCCGGCGAAGAAAAAGAGGAGACGGGUAGAGAGAACAUCAGGAAAGAAACACCUUCCCCGAAGCGCCUCCUCUCCCGCCAGGUGAUUACUCCGGCCAAAGUCACGGGAGUCUGUCUGACCGAUGAGCUGGAGAAGACUUUUAAGCCCAAAGUCGCAGGAGUUAAUCAGACCGAAGAACAGGAGAAGAACUUGAAGACCAAAGUUGCAGGAGUCAGUACAACAGAAGAUCUUGAGAAAAACCUUAAGCCCAAGCCACACCUGGUGAGGCCACCAACGCCUGCUCAUGAAGCCCCCAAAACAGAACAAGAAGCCAGUCCCGCCCCGAUUGCUGCCCCCAGAUCCCGGACUCCAUCUCCAGUUUGCCAAGAGCACGGUAGGGCAGGACAGGAAAUGUGUUACCUGUGCCUGCAGCGUGCUCAAAGGAAUGUCCCGAUGUACAUGGGUGAGGAACGGAGGAGGAAGGAGAAGGAAGAAGACCGGAUCCUGGCUCAGUAUCAGGCCAUGAAAGAUCAAGAUGCCCUUCGGAAGCAGCUGAUGCGAGCCAUGACAAACAGGGAGCAGAACCAGAAAAUUGCCGCUUUUAACUUGGGCAUUGCUGAAGCCAAAAGAGACCAGAAGAAUGAAAAAGCUGCAGAAACCUACAGUUCCUACAUUUUUGAGAAGAGGCCACCAAGUACCACCCCUCAUGAAAAGCAAGAGGUUUAUGGCCAACAGUUGGACAAACAAAUUGAGGACCGGGUGAUGAGGGAGAAGAAGCAAAAACAGGACCAGGACCUCCGGGACCGCUUGGAACAUGUGCAGCUGGCAGAAGAGUUAGCAGCCCAGAGAGCAAAAUAUCUGAAGGACAAGAUGGAAGAAAUGCAAUGUUAUAAGAGGGCAUUAGACACCCAGAUAAAGAUGGGUGUGCCUCCAUUACCAGAGUACGUGCCUGAUUCAACCGAGGUGAUCUUUGGGAAGAACGACAUGACCAAUGAAAAAAUGGAGGAAAGAAGGAAACGAGCCCAGGAAUAUUCAAAAUAUCAGCUGGAGGCAGCUGCGGAGCGCAAGCGGGCGGCUCUCCUCAGCCAGCUGGUGGACCAGAGGAAGGCAGCAGACAUGAUUCAGAGGGCAAGGAAGCAGUGGGUGGCUGAAAAAGGAGCCCGGUUUGAGAGGAUCUUCCAGAUGAAUUUAGCCCUUCAAGAGGACUGGCGGAAGAGUGCCAGGAUGAAAAGGCAGAGGGAUUAUGAAGAGCAGCUCUUUCAGCGUGCCGGCGACAAACUCUUUCUGCUUGACCAGUGUGCAAGAUUUCGUCGUUGCUACCAGUGCAAGAGAGGGCUGAACCACUGCAGCGAAGUCAGUACAUGGACAGACACAAAAUACAUCCCUGGAUCCCGGUUAAUUGUUUGAAUCUAGUGGGUCAUCUCAUUUCUUCAAUCACCUCUCUUUUAUCUUGAGAAAACGUUUCACUAAUUGUAAAAUAAUAGAUACCUUAUUGUGCUGAUGGGCUUCUGAUUGAGUUUUUGCCCCUUUUCUUGUUUUCUAGCUACAGGGUUUUGUACACUUAAAUUUGGUAUGUUUUGUUGAGAAUUAUGUUGAAUUAAAAAAAUAUGCAAGUGCUCCCAACACAGCUGUUUGCUUUGGUACUCAGUAUGUAGGCACAUUAUGUUUGACGGAGACUAUGUAUGUGGGUGUCACUACAGAAGACACUGAUCAUGUUGUUCUUUAUGAUAUUUUUUCC
Messenger RNA from Pogona vitticeps (central bearded dragon), 2655 nucleotides. It is a transcript of the gene CCDC81, whose product is annotated as coiled-coil domain containing 81. The record is from RefSeq and is a predicted model, not a curated record. NCBI's taxonomy places the organism in Eukaryota, Metazoa, Chordata, Lepidosauria, Squamata, Agamidae. Gene Ontology annotation, cellular component: microtubule organizing center.